UACUCUGAAGGAGUAAACGUGACUUCCUUGGCCCACGGUUUCCCCUGUAGCCGUUUGUGUGCUAAGCUAACCUGUAGCUUAUUCUUCACAAUGGUUGAUUUAGUCACUUUUAAAACCCAGGUGAAGAUCAUCGUUAAUAACUUGACUCAGACGCUAAUCGCGCAGAUUUUUACCGCGGCGGAAAAAACGACGUUAAAUAUACAAAGUCCCAAAGCUCAGGAGAAACUGGGAGCUCUGGUGGACGCUCUGUGUGUUGAAGCUGUGGAGAACAUCUUGCAGGUUGUGGUGGGGGCUGUUGAGCAGCAGGAGAAGACUCCAGGAGACCGGAGGGAUGGUUCUGAUGUGAUGAAGACGCAGAUUCAUGAAGGUGACAACGCUGGUGGUGAACAAACCUACAUCCUGGUUUACGGGAGCGCUGCUGUCGCCUCCACGUGUCUGGUGGUGUCCCUGCAGGGCGGCGCCGGGGCUGGUGGUGAAGAUAAAACCACUGAGGUCCCAGGUGAAGUGACGACUCUCCCUCACUCCUCCCCCGCGGAUUUCCCCGACCACGAGUACGCUCAGGCGUCCUCUCCUCCGCCCGGCCCCCCCGCAGCAGAGGAGGAGCCUGCAGCACCCAGCAGGAAGCGGCGCCACAGUCGCAGGAAGAAGGACACAGCGACCGAACGGUCAUCAGAGAUUCACCACGAGUGCUCACGGUGCGGGAAGUUGUUUCCAAACUCAGAGCGACUCUCCGACCACCACAGGAAGUCUCACCCCGUGUGUUCCGUGUGCAGGGAGCAGUUCAGUGGCGUCCUGAGGCUGCGUGAACACGAGCGCACGCAGCACGGGCUGCUUCCCCACACCUGCGACUUCUGUCCCAAGAGAUUCAACCACAAAGCUCAUCGCAACCUGCACGUGAAGGCGCGACACACGGGGGAGAAGAGCUGCCACUGCGACGUCUGCGGGAAGGGCUACUCCUGCGUCAGCCUGCUGAAGACGCACAGGAUGACGCACUUCGACAAGACCUUUAUCUGCGACAUCUGCGGGAAGAGCUUCUAUCACGCCUGCCACCUGACACGCCACAAACUGGUGCACCAGGACGUGCGGCCGUUUCAGUGCUCCCACUGCGGGAAGGGCUUCACCCAGGCCGCCAACCUGCACAGCCACCAGGCGAUCCACACCGGAGAGCGACAGCUCUGCUCCAUCUGCGGGAAGAGCUACCGCUGCCUGAAGAAUCACGUCAUCAGCAAACACUCGCAUGAGCUGCCCGCCGACGAGCUGCUGGCCAGAGACAACAUCAUCACAUGUGAGGUCUGCGGCAAGAAGCUCCCCAACCUCUCGCAGCUCAAAGUUCACCAGAGGAGCCACACGGGGGAGAAGCCGUUCCACUGUGACCUCUGUGGGAAGAGCUACCGUCUGAAGGAGCGGCUGAGGGACCACAGGUACACACACAGCGGCACAAAGCCGUACAGCUGCUUGCUCUGCUCCAAGACCUUCAACAUGGCGUCUAGCUUCCUGCGGCACCGCAGCAUCCACAGUGGAGAGACGCCGCACAGCUGCCACGCCUGCGGCAAACACUUCCGCCUCCUCACCUUCCUCAAGGCUCACCUGCAGACCAAAGGUCACCUGAGACGCACUCAGAGGCCGGCCCCUCUGACCUCUGAGCAGCAGGUUACAUGACCAAGAGCAUGUGGAGCCUCAGACAUCACAGUUAAAAGGGAUUUAACCACAGACAUGGAGGCCACGCCCCCACCUCUGGAUCAGGUUGGAUGAUCGGACCUCUGACCUUCUCCUGUGUGUGUGUGUGUGUGUGUGUGUGUGUGUGUGUGUGUGUGUGUGUGUGUGUGUGUGUGUGUGUGUGUGUGUGUGUGUGUGUGUGUGUGUGUGUGUGUGUGUGUGUGUGUGUGUGUGUGUGUGUGUGUGUGUGUGUGUGUGUGUGUGUGUGUGUGUGUGUGUGUGUGUGUGUGGAAUCAUGAGGUACUAACAGUCGAAAUAAUCUGAUUCCAUCCGGUUAAUAAAUACAAUUUCAUAAGACCUGAAAA
Molecule: messenger RNA, 2021 nt
Organism: Platichthys flesus (European flounder)
Lineage: Eukaryota; Metazoa; Chordata; Actinopteri; Pleuronectiformes; Pleuronectidae
Product: zinc finger protein 585A-like
Exons: 5
Coding region: 91-1659 (522 amino acids)
Biological process (GO): regulation of transcription by RNA polymerase II
Cellular component (GO): nucleus
Molecular function (GO): RNA polymerase II transcription regulatory region sequence-specific DNA binding; DNA-binding transcription factor activity, RNA polymerase II-specific
Source: RefSeq, a predicted model, not a curated record